AAAAUUUACAGCUUUAUCUCCGCGGGUUCGAGAAGCAGGUCGCUCGUUAUAAAUACGGCCUUCGGUCGGGCAAAUGAAAAUGAGCGCUGGGCUGCAAGAGAUUCGCGUCCGGCCACCGCUUCAUGCACUUUGCGAGAAGGAUGCUGCAGCAAGCCCUAAGAGUGUCCGGCCGGAGCGCCUUCCCCCUCGUCAAGUGGGUGGAGAGGUGGAUUGAGGGCGCAUCAGCCCGCCCGGGGGAAGCCAAGGCAGUGAGGACUCUGGACGACAUGCCCGGACCGUCGGUCGCCAGCUUCGCCUGGGACUUGUUCGCCAAACGUGGGCUGUCGAGGCUGCACGAGUUACAGCUGGAAGGCGUGCGGCGGUACGGGCCCAUGUGGAAGGCGAGCUUCGGCCCCAUCCUGACAGUCCAUGUGGCUGAUCCAGCGCUCAUUGAGCAGGUGCUGAGGCAGGAGGGCCAGCACCCAAUGCGCUCUGACCUGUCCUCCUGGAAGGACUACAGGAAGCUCAGAGGACACCACUAUGGACUCCUGACAUCUGAGGGGGAGGAAUGGCAGUCGGUGAGAAGCCUCCUGGGGAAGCACAUGCUGCGGCCGAAGGCAGUGGAAGCUUACGAUCAAACCCUGAACAGCGUGGUCGGUGACCUCAUUGCUAAACUUCGCCUUCAGAGACGCUCCCAAGGCCUCAUCACCGACAUUGCCAGCGAGUUCUAUCGCUUCGGCCUCGAAGGCAUUUCCUCAGUGUUGUUUGAAUCCCGAAUCGGCUGCCUGGAUCAGGUUGUUCCCGAAGAGACGGAGCGUUUCAUCCAGUCAAUCAAUACCAUGUUUGUAAUGACGCUUCUUACCAUGGCCAUGCCAAGUUGGUUGCACCAGCUGUUUCCUAAACCCUGGAGCAUCUUCUGUCAGUGCUGGGACUACAUGUUUGACUUUGCAAAAGGUCACAUCGACCAGCGUAUGACAGCCGAGGCAGAGAAGGUCACACGCGGAGAGAAGGUGGAGGGCCGUUAUCUCACCUACUUCCUGUCGCAGACCGGGCUGCCGAUGAAGACCGUGUACAGCAACGUUACAGAGCUGCUUCUCGCAGGAGUCGACACGAUCUCCAGCACGAUGUCCUGGUCAUUGUACGAGCUGUCCCGUCACCCUGAGGUACAGACGUCGCUCCGGGAGGAGGUGCUGAGUGUAAUGGGGGGUCGGAGGAUCCCAUUGGCAGAAGAUGUGGCGCGCAUGCCUCUCCUGAAGGCCACAGUCAAAGAAGUGCUUAGGUUGUACCCUGUUAUUCCUGCCAAUGCAAGAGUCAUUACAGAGAGAGACAUCCAGGUUGGAGGUUACAUCAUCCCUAAAAAUACUCUGAUUACCCUGUGCCAUUUUGCAACAUCACGUGACCCAGCAGUGUUUCCAAAUCCAGACGAGUUCCACCCUCAUCGAUGGCUGAACAAGGAUCAGACUCAUCACCCGUACGCCUCUGUACCCUUUGGGGUGGGGAAACGCAGCUGCAUAGGUCGACGUAUCGCUGAGCUGGAGCUCUACCUCGCUCUUGCCAGGAUCCUCAUGGAGUUUGAUGUGAAGCCAGAUCCAGAAGGGAUUUCUGUGAAGCCCAUGACACGGACUCUUCUGGUCCCUGAAAAUGUCAUUAACCUCCAGUUUAUUGAACGAUGACCCACUCUCCUCUGCUGUUACAUGAAUUAGUACGAAAGUCUCUCCGCAAAAGAGAGCGCGAACAGGCGGUCAUCACAGGAACCUGAGCAUGCAGUGGAUCAUAUUAGAGUGGACCUUCAACCUUUGACACAGCAGAGGCCAAAUCCCUCCGUACCUGUCACCUAUUGAGCAGAGGCCGACAUGUGGAGGAGGACACACGAAUGAAGGAUGAGCUGUGACACUUCAUCACUGAGGGCUUUGCACUGGGAGCGGCAUAAUUCCAAAUUUUUUAAAACAAAAUCGGCAUCAAGCACUUAUGCACUUAUUUGCACAGAGGGCAAGAGCAAGCCAGUGAUCUCCUUCAGGACCAGCCGACUUUGUUUUAUCCUUAAAGUGACUCAGACCAUGUUGCGUUUGAUAGAAUUUGAAAUCUCCAUGUUUUUUCUGAGUCUGGCUAAUCUAAAUCUGAUUAUGAACUGGGAUCUUCUGCACUCUCUACUAGAGACAGCAGCAUCAGUGAUUUCCUGUGUGUCCUGGCCAUGCAAACAUUUCAUUUCAAGAGCAUUUCUGCUUAUGUUACUCCAGUAUGCUAAGAGGCACAUUACAUGUCUCGCUCAGUCUGAGAUACUCGGCCUUAAAUUAUCCACGCAUAUUAGGUGAGUCUCAGACUGGCACAUGAACACACUGUUUCUAAUAUCUUCAGCUCUUAUUGAGUUACUGUGAGAGGUUUGUGUGGAUAUGAUGUUCAGUAUUUAAUGUUCCUUAAAAAACAAAUGGCAGCUCUUUAAAUUGUUCUUGUGUAAGAAUGUAUGGUGCCACUGUUUAAAAGCCCCACACUUAGGUUGUGUAAAUCUGUUUGUAUUGUCUUUGAAAUGUAAGUGUAUGCCACAAUUCAACAGUGCAGCGCAAUGCAAAAUUAUCUGUCUUAAUUUUUUUUUCUUAACCUCCCAUGAGUGAUAGAAAACCAAUUUUGUAAAUGUAAGCCUCUGUAUCUGAACUCUGUAUUUAUUCUAAUUUAACACAUUUUGAAACUUUUACUGUAAAUGUCAUUAAAAGGUUUCCAGUUGGA
This is a messenger RNA of Scatophagus argus, 2700 nucleotides long. RefSeq names its product 25-hydroxyvitamin D-1 alpha hydroxylase, mitochondrial (gene cyp27b1). The coding region runs from base 123 to 1652 and encodes 509 amino acids. Gene Ontology annotation, molecular function: monooxygenase activity; heme binding; oxidoreductase activity, acting on paired donors, with incorporation or reduction of molecular oxygen. The transcript has 9 exons. Gene Ontology annotation, biological process: cortisol metabolic process; cholesterol metabolic process; C21-steroid hormone biosynthetic process. NCBI's taxonomy places the organism in Eukaryota, Metazoa, Chordata, Actinopteri, Scatophagidae. Gene Ontology annotation, cellular component: mitochondrial inner membrane. The record is from RefSeq and is a predicted model, not a curated record.